Molecule: messenger RNA, 1437 nt
Organism: Clarias gariepinus (North African catfish)
Lineage: Eukaryota; Metazoa; Chordata; Actinopteri; Siluriformes; Clariidae
Exons: 7
Coding region: 1-1437 (478 amino acids)
Source: RefSeq, a predicted model, not a curated record
AUGUACACGAUGAGCGAGAGCCACAACAUUGAGAACCAGAAGUUUAACAAGGGAGAGAUCAUCAUUACGACCAACCUUGGAGGACGUGGGACAGACAAUAAGAAGCAUAAUAAUGAUCUGAAAUCAGCCACUAAAGGUAAAGAAAGGUCUUUGACUGAAAAAGAACUAAAUCAUCUCAAGCUCUACGCUAAUAAUAUAACUGAUGAACAAAAACCAGCAACAGCUUUAGAAGUCCUUGUCCUUACAAAGAGUGACUUGUUGAAAGGUAAAGGAGUUUGUAUAACUGUAGUGGAUGCAAAAGGAAAACCUCUCACAGUGCAGAGUUAUCCAGGAACUGACCCAACAGCUGGUAUUAUCGAACUGAGGCUGACAAAAACACCACAGACUUCUCCAGGAGAAAGAGGAACAUGGGAUAAGGUGAAAGAUAGGAUUAUGGGUAAAGACACACCACAUACUGGACACAUUGAUAUCAUGUGCCCUGAUGGCUCUCUGAAAACUGUGAACUCCUCAAAUCAGAACUGUCUUUUUCAUGCCAUCGUCCAAGCAACAACUAACGAGCCAAAUAUUGUCGUCCAACAAAAAGCUGUAGAACUUCGCAACAAAGUCAGUGAGGAGAUUCUUGCCAAACCACAUAAAUACGCAGAGGCUGUGAAGAUCCAGGACAUGUUCAACCGUACCAACAGUAGCAAUAAAUUUAAAAUCGAAGCUGGAGGAGAAAGACCGAGGAAAGUAGGAAAAAUGAAAAGUAAAAGAGAAAAGCAAGCGGAUAUUUUUAGUGACUAUGUCAAAUACAAGAACCCAGACACUAUUAUUAAAGAAAACAAGUUGGGGGAAGCUGGGACCUACAGGAGCCUUAAAACAAUAAAAAAAGCCACCAGAGGUGUGGUCGAGGCAGACCACAUUCCAGCGAAGAAUUGUAUAUUUAAACUUCGUGAAAGAUUCAAAAGUAAUCCAGAACUGGAUAAGUCAACCAGAGAGAGGAAUGAGGCAUUUCAUAAUUUAGUGAUGAGCACAGAAAAUGACAGGACGGGAAAUGGUCUGAUUUCCAUGAAUGCCCUGCACUGGGACCAUCAAUCUGCCCUGACCACCGGCAGCAGUCAUGAAUCUAGAGCAUGCAGACAUUUGCAGACAGAGACAUUAGCAAGUGGAAAUAUGGAGAAAGCGCUGAAGCAGGCGUUUAUAUUGGCUAAUCCAGAAACCUCGGACAGAAUCAGGAGAAGCAUGGAUGACACCAGGCGUCCUACAGGCACAACGCUCUACAAGCGUAUAUACUACGUGCAAGGAUACAAGAAUGAAAUAGAAGAAUAUUAUAAGAAAAAAGUGAUUAGCGAGAGUGAAAGAGAUAAUCUGAUGACAUGGGUGAACAACGAGAGAUUUUUGGAUACUAACACAGAGGAGUAUCAGGAAAUCAUAAGCACCCUAAGAAACAAGAAGUAA